AUGUACGACAGGCUGUUGGGAAAUCUACUUGACAAGACAGCACUUGAGAACUCGCCUCAAUACAGUAAACGUUAUUUAGACAGACUUUCGUCGGGAUUUAUGCGCAAGAAACGCUCAACAAUCCAAGACAAUCUGUCGUCUGUUGUUAAUAGUAUACCCACUCAACACCUUAAUAUUCAGAAUGAAAACAAUGGUGAUGAAGAUUCGGAUAAGAACACGACACGUCAAGUACAAAGCGAAACCAGCGCGGGCUCUGAUUACAACAAGCGAGGUUUUGACAGACUGAAUGCUGGGUUUGUGAAGCGCCCAUUUGACACACUAAACUCUGGCUUUGUGAAACGUCCGUUCGACCGAUUAAGCUCUGGAUUUGUGAAGCGCCCGUUCGAUAGACUAACAUCUGGGUUUGUAAAACGUCCUAUGAAUAGCGUAAUUGAUGAGCCACUUCAGAUGAAUGUAGAUGAUGAAAAGCGUGGGUUUGACAGGUUAAACUAUGGCUUUGUGAAACGACCUUUUGACAGACUCAAUUCUGGAUUUGUCAAAAAGGACGACGAAACUUUUGAUAACGGCGAUGUAAUCAGUGAGAAAAGGUACUUCGCCAGAUUGAAUAUGGGGUUUAUCAAACGCAAUGACAUACUGUCAGGAACUGAUACAGCUUCCCGAGUUGAUGAUAAACGUGGAUUUGACAGAUUAACCAGCGGUUUCGUCAAGAAAGAGGACAUGCUUGAAGAUACGGAAGACGUAAGCGGUCUUACAAUUGAAAACAAACGGUACUUUGACCGUUUAACAAACGGGUUUGUUAAGAAGAACGACAAUUUUAAUAUUGGAAGCGAUGAAUACGAAACCGAUAUGAACAGGCAACGAUUCAACAGGAUAUCCAAUGGCUUCGUCAAACGUCCGCAAGAAAACACCAACAGCUCAGACGACCACAAAGAAGACAAAAGAUACUUUGACAGAUUGAAUUCAGGCUUCAUUAAAUGA
This is a messenger RNA of Dreissena polymorpha, 978 nucleotides long. RefSeq lists its product as uncharacterized. The coding region runs from base 1 to 978 and encodes 325 amino acids. The transcript has a single exon. Lineage: Eukaryota; Metazoa; Mollusca; Bivalvia; Myida; Dreissenidae. The record is from RefSeq and is a predicted model, not a curated record.